This is a messenger RNA of Rhopalosiphum maidis (corn leaf aphid), 1978 nucleotides long. RefSeq names its product transmembrane protein 47. NCBI's taxonomy places the organism in Eukaryota, Metazoa, Arthropoda, Insecta, Hemiptera, Aphididae. Gene Ontology annotation, cellular component: membrane; cell-cell junction. Gene Ontology annotation, biological process: cell-cell adhesion. Bases 529 to 1110 code for a protein of 193 amino acids. The transcript has 5 exons. The record is from RefSeq and is a predicted model, not a curated record.
CGCGCUUCUACGUAUAUUCUUGCGAAUGUUUUUUAUUGACGUUCCGGAUAAGGGUAGAGUCCUAUAGCAAAUCGAAUGUCCGAAGAUAGUAUACACGGAAAUCGAACGCGGACUGCCGAAAUCAAUUUGUUCUCGGAAUAGCUACAAAUAUAUUAUAUUGUUAUAUCCGGCUUGUCGUUGCGCACGUGCUCGCGGAAUAAUAUUUACACGCGUUUAAUAAAGUACAGUGUCUUUACACCCGAACUCUUCCGGUAUAUUUAACAAAAAAUAACUAUAUAGUCAUUUCUGUCUGACAACGCACAUUGUAUUAAACACGCUCUCGUCCGUGUAUUAUACACAUUUUAAAACCGAUAAAGUUGUUCUGGGCAUUUUGCCCAGAAACGCGUAUACAAGACGGGCCCGCAAUACAGCGGCAAGCUGGUCCUGUCACGGACGGCCGUGGAUACUACGUGGCAGCGGCGCCAGGAACUGUCGCUACAUCCGGCGACGGCGACGGCUGCUGAAACGGAAGACUGGCACGGCAGGUCGAUGCAGUCCGACAAGGGUUACAGCGCUCAGGUGAUCGCGUUGAUAUGUGGUUUAAUUGUAAUUGUUUUGAUGCUGUUGACAUUGACUUCCACUGAUUGGUUAUUGUCGGCCGGUUGGCGUCAAGGUUUAUUUUCUCAUUGCAUUGCGGUCAAUGCACCUACCCCAUUACCAUUUAAUGUACCUGAUAAUGGUCCAGAUUGUUAUCCAACACGUGAAGUUGGAUACAUAAGAGUGGCUGCAGCUUUAUGUAUAGUUACAUUGGUCACAGACAUAGUGGCUACUCUUUUAACGGGGCUUGGGUUGAGAAGCAAAGAUCAACGGACCAAGUACAAGUUUUACAGAGUAGCUGUUUACGUUAUGUUACUUGCAUUAUUGUCCUUAUUGAUAGCGUUGAUUGUGUAUCCAGUAUGUUUCGCAGCUGAAUUAAAUUUAGGGAACCGUACUGUGUGGGAGUUUGGAUGGGCAUACGGCGUAGGAUGGGGCGCCGGAAUAUUUUUGUUUGGUGCUGUUGUAUUGCUGUUAUGCAACAAAGAAUCUGAAGAAAUCUACUAUAAAGAACGUAAAGUGACAUCGUCCGCCUAGUGUGCGGCGCCCCUGCCUGACGUAGUACUUUAGUGACCUUCCUCCGUUGGUCGGACGACGGGCAGGGUGAUCUUAUUGUUUUUAUGAUAAGACAGUCAUUACCAUGAUUUACUAACAAACACGUCAUACAUGUUAAAAUUCAACUUACAUCAUUGAUUUUUGACAGUAUAUAACUAUUCUGGUGGGGGAAUAUUUGCUUUGCGCACAUUAAACUAAAUACAAUUGUAAAAGAUUCUUUAAUUAUAAUCAAAUUAGCAUAGGUUUUUUAUAGAUAGAAUGAUAAUUUUUUUUCAUGUUUUAACUUUAAUAACUUGAGAUUUUUGUUGAUCAAGUGAAAAGUUAAGAUAGAAUUUUGUAUUAACUAAAUAAUUAUUGACAUGUGAUUGUGGGUAGUCUGUGUUUUAUUAAAAUUAUCAGCAUUAUUGUUUACGAUUUAUGAGUAAUGAGUAUCAACUAUUUAAAUGUAUUUUAAAACAUUUCUCAUUGUUCCAAAUUAGCAAUGUGUUUGACCUUAUAUCAUUUCUUUAAUUUAUAUUAUUAAUUCAAGUUUAAAAAAUGUCUAAUUUAAAUUAUAUUAUAGUUAUUAAUAGUCAACAUACCGACGACACCAUGUAAAAAUAAUACUAAUUUUGUGUAACACGAGUUCUUUUAUAAUGUACUAUCUGAUCAAGUGUAAUAAGUAAUAACAUGUUCAUAUCUAAUAUUAUCUAUUGUUAAAAUAUUUAAAUUUAGUAGUAGCAAAAACAAAUGUAAAUAUUAUAAUAUUUUGUAUAUCAUACUAUGUUCUGGCUUGUGUUUGAUACCACAAGCAGUAGCCAAAGAGAGUUGACCCUGCCAAAGAACAAAAAAAAAAAAAAUGAAAGAAAAA